Molecule: messenger RNA, 2588 nt
Organism: Nymphaea colorata (pocket water lily)
Lineage: Eukaryota; Viridiplantae; Streptophyta; Magnoliopsida; Nymphaeales; Nymphaeaceae
Exons: 6
Coding region: 1220-2449 (409 amino acids)
Source: RefSeq, a predicted model, not a curated record
AAAGCCAACCAGUUUUUGCGAUGACGGAAGAUGAAGAUAGCGAUGAAGAAUGAGGACGACAUGCGUUGACAAAGAAAGAAGCCUACACUACACAAACGCCCCUCAAACGAGCUCAGAAGGUGGAUGCAACUCGAGCGGUGAAAAUCUAAUUGAUCAGACUCAAAAAUGAUGCUCACCUCAUCAUCACAAUGGAUUCGGACAUGCGAUCUGUGGUGACACUUAUUGACGGAGACAUGCCGGAGUGUUCUGGGCAAGACAACUUCGCGGGAAAGAAAACAUCACGGGAAAUGGCUUUGUGCUGCAAUAUUGCCUAAUUAAUCAUUGGGCACUCACCUGGCAGAAAAUGCGUUUCGUUGUGGCGUACCUGAAAUUGAAAUCUUUAUUCACAGGAAUGGAAAUAGUUCAAAGUUUGAUUGACAGAUGGAAAGGUCACUGCUCCCAGUUGAUCAGAUAUUCACCAAUUGCGAUUGCUGUUAGAUGCAUCACAAAUGCUAAAAAGGUGAUACGUAGGGAACAUGAAUACAUGUGCUCACUGUAGUUUCAGCUGGAAAAUCUGAACAGAAAUUGUGUUUGUUUAGCAAAUGUCGGUAAUCAAAGGUUUGGGUAUCCCUUUCAUUAAAUUUCUGGCCCUCACGAUCCUAAUGAUGAAUUUCUGGAAAAAUGGUUUGAUUCAUGUUACGUUAUUAGAACGUUUGAUGCCGGAUGUAGAAUAACAAGUAAAAUUGUCUCCGCACAAGAAAUGUUCGUCUCUUUUACUGUGUUUUUUUACUCAUGAAAGAAACGGGGAGCUCUCGGGCUUAGCAACGGUCGAAUGGAAUUAAAAAGUCUCUGCCUCCAACGGCUAUAAAGUUUUCUGUAGACCUUGCAAUCAAUAAAAAAAAUAAGAGGAUAUCUCUCUCCCUCUCGUUCUGCUAGAAACUAACUGUUGUUCGCAACUGGUUUCAAGUCGCAUUUCUUUUCUCUUUCUUUCUCUUCUGUUGGUAUCUUUCCGUUUCAAGCUGCAGAUCCUUAAUUCAAGCUCUACGCCAAGAACAGUCCUCUGGGUGGCCUCAUCUUCGAUCAAUUGGAUAUCUAAAUUUUCUUCCCAUUUCUUAUCCCCUCUUCUGCUUCCUGGUGUGUUAAUUCUUGGAGCGAGAACUCCUUGUUUCCUUUUCGCCGGUCUCUUUUUUCUCUUCUUUUUGCUCGAAAGUUCCUGUUUUCUGCAGUUCUGCUGGUUCUGAUGGAAGUCUUGGCCAUCGAUUGGGACAACAUUGACAGCAGAUUCAUCAGGGACGACGCCUAUGAAGGAAUCAACGCUCCCAAAUGGGUCGAUUUCUUGGCCCCUGAGGAUCCCACCGACGAGGAGUCCUUCUUCUGCAGGCCCGAUUGCCAGCAUCCAAAGUCCCUCGCAGAUUUCCACUUGCAGAGGUCCUCCAAAUUCAAGCACGACCGACAAACGCGUGCUUCGCUUGUCAGAUCUUCCAGCAAAUCGGAGGCAACAACGCCUCUCAGGGAGAUGAAUGGAAGGGAACUGAGAUCUAAAAGCAGAGUACUCGUCUCAUCGUCCGUGACUUCCCUCGCCGAGCUGAGAUCUCCAAAGAAGACAAAGGCACCGUACCAGCCUCCAUUUACGGAAUCCGAAUGCGAGAACAGAAAUCCGAACAGCCCUGCUUCCGUGAAUCCGGUUCGCAAAGGCAAGUUCACGAAUGAAUUCAAGGUAGAGAAACAGGUCCAGAGGCAAAAUUUGGUUCAGAGACCAGCGGCGGCGAUGAAGGAACGAAAGUCGGAAAAGCCAGAGCCUGAAACUCCCAGCAAGACGCCGCCUUUGAGAAGCACUCAUUCGGCCCGGAAUCUGUUCGCGGGGAGGGACAUUCUGAGCCAGAUAUCGGAGUUCUGCACAGAGUUGAAAAAGCUCGCACUUAACGGGAACCGAGCGGCGGGGCUGCCAGUGAACCCCGAAACGACGAAACCGACGACUCCAAGGAAGGAUCGUUCGGGCAAGGAAAGCAACGAGGCCGGGACUGCCGCAGGGUCUUCUACAGCCGAGAAUCAGAGGAGGAAGCCCUUGAACUCCUCCAGGAAAGACCGAGGGGAAAAUAGCAGCAAAAAGGCUGAAGGAAAGGCGGGAGGUCACCGGCCAGAAUGGAAGAUCACCGGGAAAGUAAACGGCGGCAGUAGCAGCAGCAGCAGCAGCAAGGGAGUCCGAUCGGCACCCCCGACGCCUCAAAAGUUUCCUCCUCACCCUUCUGCACUCAAGCCACCAAUAGCUUCCCCUCUCAAGUCUUCUUCCACCCGCUCAAUCUCCAUGGAGGAGAGGAUAAGAAGUCUACAAGAGUCGUCGCCAAAUGGAAAGAUGAGGACCGCAGGUGAGGAGAUUGAGGAGGAUAAGUUAACAAUUUCACCACUGGUAGACCGAUCAUUAGACCUGUUUUGGUUCUUGAAGCCGUGCUCUCUCCCGUCCCGUAAAUAGCUCCAACCCAUCAGCUUCCAUUUCUUUAUUAUUUAAUUAUUCAAAUAAGAUGUCCUUCAACUGUUACGAAGUAAAAUGUUCAAAUGUCAUUCUUUUUAUUAAAUGAACCAUCAAGUUGAAUAUAUUUUCUCUUUUCAUA